AUGACCGGCAGGGCCAGGGUUCGAGCCCGAGGCAGAGCGCGCAAUCCAGCAUCCGUGGAGCCUGCUAAGCCUGAGGUGGCUAGGGGUCCUGAAGUACCCAGAACCGACCCACCACGGAGCUUCGCUGACAUAGUGAGACGUGGCACAGCAGCUCAGCAACCUCAUCAAAUCCAGCCUAGACUCAAGCAGCUGUGGGGUGUUAGCCACGUGGCUGGGGCUGGACCACCAACAGAAGCAGAAGGAACACCGCAGCCUUCAGGUGAACGGUUAUCAUUAUACAGGUAUGACAACAGAACCUAUAGGGUGGAUGGUAUUACUUGGGAGAAGCCUCCCAGCUCUACAUUUACAAGAUCGGAUGGCAGUGAAACCUCCUUUGUAGACUGUUACAGGGAGGUCCUUUUCUUGCUGCCCACUGAAAAUAAAGAAAUUUGUGAUGGCAUAAAAAGACACCUGUGUGUCAAUUACCCGAUUCCAAGCCAGUGUGUGCUGAAACGGACCUUAGAGAGACCCGCUACAAAGAUUGCCCUGCAGAUGAACUGCAAGCUAGGAGGUGCCCUCUGGAAGGUGGAUAGAGAAUUGCAGAAUGCAAUGUUCAUCGGUAUCGAUUGUUUCCACGGUAUUGUACAUCGAUGGAAGUCAGUCGCAGGAUUUGUGGCAAGCAUCGAUCCAGACUUGACGCGGUGGUUCUCUCAAUGCAUCAUCCAGCAAUCGGGGCAGGAGCUUGUCAAUGGGCUGACGACCUGCUUGCACACUGCCUUGAAGCUCUGGUAUGAACAAAAUUCAUCUCUGCCACAUUCCAUUGUGUAUCGAGAUGGAGUGGGAGAUGGACAGCUUCAAGCACUGACUGACCAAGAACUAAGACAGAUGGAGUCCUACUUAGAAAAUGCUUACAGAGGACAAAAUAUCAGAGUAACUUUCAUCGUGGUGAAGAAACAAAUAAACAUCAGAUUUUUUAUUGAAAAGGAUGAAGGAAGACUUGACAAUCCAUCUCCAGGAACGGUUAUUGAUUUAGAGGUGACUAGGAUGGAAUGGUAUGACUUUUUUAUUGUGAGUCAGUCUGUGAAAGAAGGCACUGGUACUGUCACUCCCACUCAUUAUAAUGUCAUCCAUGACACGCUUUACUUGAGCCCAGAUGCAGUACAGAGUCUAACUUACAAACUAUGCCACAUGUAUUACAAUUUUUCAGGUAUCAUCUGAGUCCCUGCUCCUUGCCAUUAUGCCCAUAAGCUGGCUUACCUGGUGGGCCAGAGUCUUCACCAAGAACCACAUGGGUCUCUGUCAAAACGUCUCUUUUACCUUUAA
Aethalodelphis obliquidens (Pacific white-sided dolphin) is the source of this 1302-nucleotide messenger RNA. Its product is annotated as piwi-like protein 1. Gene Ontology annotation, molecular function: protein binding; RNA binding. Lineage: Eukaryota; Metazoa; Chordata; Mammalia; Artiodactyla; Delphinidae. The record is from RefSeq and is a predicted model, not a curated record.